UUUCACGUGCCGAUUCACCCAUCCACAUUCAAGAAGCCGUCCAACGUCGGACAGCACUGGACGACGACUGUAACGACGAAUCGACAGAUCGUCAACUUGCAUCGUUAUCUCGGUGAAGCUGUCCUGCCAUGGCAACGAUGUUGCACUCGUUGCGGUUCGUCCGGAGACUCAACGCCGGCUGCAGGAGGUUAGGAGUGAGUGCGCUCCACCGGGCACCAACCGCAUCCUUGACAGCAUCCCAGAGGAAUUAUGUAACCAAUGCCGCCACAGCCAGGCGAGACUUCGACGGCUCGACCAACGUGGACGACCUACUCCGUGAAAUCGACCGCAAAUCCAAAAGGUUCGGCUUCGUUUUCAAAUGGGAUCUGGAGCAAGUGCUCCAGACCGUCAGUUAUAGAGGUACCAUGACGUCCAUGCAGGCUCUGCUGUUGAUUAGAUGCUGUGGCUUUUUUAUGAUACGAGAAUCCAUUGAAACGAGGCAGUCGUAUGUAAACAGGGUUUGGGAUGUAGCCAAGAGUCUAAAUGUACCAAUGGACGUGUCUCACUACAAUGCAUUGUUAUUGGUCUAUUUGGACAACGACACUGAUUUCUCGCCACUGGAGAUUUUAGUUGAAUUAAAAGAGAAAAAUAUAACACCAAACCGUGUAACUUUCCAAAGAUUGAUAGAACAGUAUUGUAAAAAGGGAGAUAUUGCUGGAGCAACGAAAAUUUUGGAGCACAUGAGUGAACAUGACAUACCGUUAAACGAAAGUAUAUUUAACUCAUUGAUAUUAGGCCACUCAUCGGCUGACGAUGUACCCAGCGCACUCAAAAUUUUAGAUAUAAUGAAACAAGCUAAUGUGGAACCAACCUCAAGAACAUAUGCAGCUAUAAUGUGUGUGCACGCUAAGCAAGGCGAUAUAGGAUCUAUUAAGUCUGUUUUAGAUGAAUGCCGAAACAAAGACAUUACUUUUACAGACAAAGAAAUUUUGGACGUUAUUUAUACGCUAGCUAUCAAUAAACAUGAAGAUUACGUUGAUGAGCUGCUGUCUAAUGUGGAUAAAAGUUCAAAUUACAAUAGAAAUACAAUAACGGCUAUUUGUAAGUUGUUGGACAAGCAUGAAGAUCACGUAGCUUAUAAAUUACAGAAAUCUUUGGUAAAAGUUUCGAGCAACUAUUCAGAUGAAUUCAAAUCUGAUGGUCAACUUUUCUUAAAAAAAUUAAUCACUAAUACUAGCGAUGUAAAUACUAUUAUCAAAUAUUGCAAUCUCAUGGUUGAAGAAAACGUAAAUACGUCAGCUUUUGAAAAUGCUUUAUUCUUUGCUUAUAAGAAUAACUUGCCUCAUUUAGCGUUUCCUCUACUCAAAGCUAUGAAAAACGCAGGCAGAGAUGUGAGGGAACACUAUUUUUAUCCAAUUUUAGUUGCAAACAACAAAAGUAAUAAUUUUCAAGGUACUUUCAGUACUGUAAAAACAAUGAUGACUGACUUUGGGAUAUCACCACUCAUACUUACUAUAAAAGAUUAUGUAAUACCAUACAUGGUUGGCGAUUAUAUAAGUAAUUUAACAACUUUAAUAAAUAACAAUUUGUCAUUUUCAACUGCUACAAAUGCCAUACUUCUUCACUUGCUUGAAAAUAAUAAAAUUCGUCAAGCAGUAAAAUUUAUUACAAAUACACAAAUGUUAUGCAGAGUAAAAUUAUUAGAAAGGCCACUUAUACAAGCUUUUUUGAGUACUAAAGAUGUGAAUAGUCUUGUAAAAAUAUUGCAUUACAAUGUAUGCACGUCAGGUAAGAAACCAGAGGAACAAAAUAAUGUUGAGCAGGAUGAAGACACAAAGAAUUUAUACAAUCCUUAUAAAUUGGUCAACUAUGUGAUAAGCGAAAUAGUCAAAGAAUUAUCUUCAUAUGAUAUAGAAGUAAUAUCUAAUAUUCUCCAAGAACUCUUGGACUCGGGUAUAGCCCUCGAAAGAGCUACAGUUGAUCAAAUAAAAAAAAAAUUAGGAAAAAGCAUUACAUCUGAAAUAGAAAACAAUUUGACGCUCUUAACGUCUGAAAACUUGAAACCUAUGCCAUUAAAGAAAAAUACAAAUGUGAAAGAACAACAAUUCAGGUCUAAAAAUUUGAGCUAUCUUGAAGAGAAAGCAGAAACAUCCAUUGAACACAAAAUGAUGUUGGUACAAGAGCGAGCUAAGUUGAUGAAUCUUGCAGCAGUUGAAAAGUUACAAAAGGAGCUGGAUGAGCAAAAUCCUACAUAUUCAAUUGGCUAUUGUGCAUCCCUUAUGGAAUUUUAUUCGAAAGCUGAAAAUGUCGAAGAAGCGGACAAAUGGUACAAACGUUUGCAAGAAGUUGAUGCCAACAUUAGCCUAGAUAAAGCAAAGGUCUUGAAUUAUGCUAACGUAUUAGUAAAAAGUGAUCGUUGGAUGGAUGCAUUAAAUAUACUGGAACACUCAGUACGAGAUGAGGAUACUAAUAGAGAAAAAGCGUGUGAAAGAUUGUUGAUCACCGUUAGUAAAAUAUGCCCAGACCAAAUGGAAACGUUUUUUAAAAAAUUAUUAGAUCGUAAACUAAUCACUGAAGUUACUGCAACUAUGUUGAGCCCCAUCAUUAAAUAUCAUCUUAAUGCGGGUGAUUUAGAGAAAGCAUUAGAGAAAUUCAAGUGGGCUUGCAACACUUAUAAAGUCACACCUCACAAAUCUGGAUUGAUGACAAAAUUAAUACAAAAUGAAGAUGCCAAGACUUUACAAGAUGUGACUGGACUUUGCACACAAAUUUAUGGCGAAUCAAAUGCUUUGUUUGAUCUCGCCGUUUGUUUCUUUGAAUGUGAUAGGCCUAAACAGGCGAGAAAAAUCUUGGAGACUCCAGGCUUACGCAUUAAACCAGAUAGAGUCAGAUAUACAGCCAGUAAUUAUGCUUAUAAUCACGAGACAGAGCAAUUAGAAAAGUUCAUUAAACUUGUCAGUGGCUUACGAUAUGAACAUAAUCAACUCUACAAUAUGCUAUUAGAUUUAUAUGAGAAAGAAAAUAACUGGGAAAAGAGUUUGGCUCUUUGGACUCAAAUGCAAGAGGAUAAUGUUCAACCCUCUGUCAAGUUUAUGAAUCAGUUGGAAAAUAUACUUAGAACCAACAAUCAGGCGGUACCAAUAGCAAAAUCUGAAGAGGCACAAGUUUUUGAAAGCUCUGUUGAAAAUUUUCGGAAAGCUAUAGAGAAUGGACAGAUAUCGGAAGCAAAAGAAAUUUUAGUCAAAAUACCUGAAGAUAUCAGAAGUAACUAUUUACUUCAAUUAAUUGAUCAUUAUCUCGAUGUAGAAGAUAUAGAUGAAGCUUUGAAAAAUUUGAAAGACUUUUGGGAAAUGCAACACAAAUCGGAACCUCCGUUUCAAAGAACAGUGUCUAGCAUUCUAGAAAAAUUAAUAAACUCGAAUGACUUUCAAAACAUUUUUCAAGUAAUGAUAGAUACGAAACAAUUCUGUAAAAAGAGAAACCAAAACUUUACGUUCACAUAUACUUUAAAUAAAACGUUUUAUGAAUCUAACAAAUACGAAGAUUUAUUUGAUUACAUGGAAAAAUUAUUAAAUGAUAAGGCUGUAGCAGAAAAUAUAGCACUUAUGUUCCAUUCUACAGUAGCAGUACAAUAUUUACUUGACAAGCCAGAAUUUGAAGAAAAGUUUAAAAACUUUGCAUUUAAAGCCUCAGAAUAUAACGUAAACGGACCACUAAACACACUGUGGAUACAUAAAUUUUUGAGUAAUAGCCCUGAUACUGAAAGCUUUUUCAAAGAGCAUUUAAAUGUAUUUCAAAGCAUAAAUGCCAUGUAUGCUUGUAAAGAAACAGGAGCUUGGAAUAAAAUGCCCGAAUUGUCCAAGUUUUUAACAGAAUCUAAUAUUAAAUACGACAACAAACGAAAAAAUGUAGCAAUGAUGCUAAGACUUAUUGAGAAUGCUGAUAUACCAAACAAGUAUAAUAUAGCAUUUGAAUGUUUGCGUAACGUAGUGAAAGUUGUUCCUUUGAAUGCUAUAAAUAAAAAUUUAAUUAAUCCAAUAGAGGAAAAUUGUGAAGAUAAAGAAGCUUUCGAAGCGUUACGCACAGAUGGAGAAAGUAAGCCGAGAAGUCAAGAAGCAGCGACUGGUUAG
Molecule: messenger RNA, 4109 nt
Organism: Copidosoma floridanum
Lineage: Eukaryota; Metazoa; Arthropoda; Insecta; Hymenoptera; Encyrtidae
Gene: bsf
Product: bicoid stability factor
Biological process (GO): regulation of mitochondrial translation
Cellular component (GO): mitochondrion; nucleus
Molecular function (GO): mRNA 3'-UTR binding; protein binding
Source: RefSeq, a predicted model, not a curated record